Carica papaya (papaya) is the source of this 1168-nucleotide messenger RNA. RefSeq names its product BR enhanced expression 3 (gene BEE3). NCBI's taxonomy places the organism in Eukaryota, Viridiplantae, Streptophyta, Magnoliopsida, Brassicales, Caricaceae. Gene Ontology annotation, biological process: regulation of DNA-templated transcription. Gene Ontology annotation, molecular function: DNA-binding transcription factor activity; protein dimerization activity. The record is from RefSeq and is a predicted model, not a curated record. Gene Ontology annotation, cellular component: nucleus.
UCUCAGUCCUCGGUUUUCAGAAACACCCUCUCCCUGCCAUUUUUCAAAUAUUCUCUGAUUUUCUUUUUACAUUUCGGAAAAAAGAAGCUUUAAUAAUGGCUGGCUUCUCAGCAGAUUUGCAGAGCUUCAGAUCCUCAUCAUUUCCUUUUAUGGAAACUGAUAAUCCGAACGUGGAGUCAGUCAACCAAUUUGCGGGGCUAAAUCCCAGCAGUACAGCCAUUGCAGAUGCCUCAAACUUGGUCAAUUUCCAAAGCUUCUUACCUUUCUCUGCCGAAGCCUUGUUUGGCAACCAAGCUCCUGAUUUCCCUCCAACUUUCCCAGAAAAUUUUCUGGGUAUUUUCCAGGAUUCCAAUCAGAAUGCAGUCAUGCCUAUAGUUUCUCAGCCCUGUGUCGCACCAAGAAUUACUUUUAAUAAUCAUGAAACCAAGAAAAGAAAAUCAAUGGAGGUUGUUUCAGAAAGCAGCUCCGGAAUCUCAGCUCCUUCACCUCCAGUGUCUGAUAGCGGGAGCAAGAGAAAACAAAGUUCAGGAAGAGGAAAAAGAGUGAAGAGUAAUGAAGAUGAGAAAUCAAAAGAAGUGGUUCAUGUUAGAGCUAGAAGAGGCCAAGCUACUGACAGCCACAGUUUAGCCGAAAGGGUUAGAAGAGGGAAAAUCAAUGAGAGAUUAAGAUGCUUGCAAGAUAUUGUCCCAGGCUGCUACAAGACAAUGGGUAUGGCGAUGAUGUUGGAUGAAAUAAUCAAUUAUGUUCAGUCGUUGCAAAAUCAAGUUGAGUUUCUAUCCAUGAAGCUUACAGCAGCAAGCACAUUCUACGACUUCAAUUCAGAAUCAGAUGCCAUCGAAACAAUGCAGAGGGCAAAGGCAGAAGAGUCUAGAGAAAUAGUGAGAUUAAUGAAAGAAGGUGGAUUUAAUGGAGUUGGAAAUCUCUCUUCAUCGUGGCCUCUCUGACUCUACUUUUGGAUUUGACUCCUAAUUUGGAAAAUAUACAAGUCUGUGAACAUUGACGGUGGCUCCUCAAUUUCCCCAUUAUAGAUCAAUUAAGCAUAUACCAAAAACUUGUAACAAGUGGAAAAAAAAAAUAAAUAAAAAUUUAGAGAUCAUGUAUACUUGUUAAUUGCCAAUCUUUACACAAAAUCAUCAAUAUAUUUGUAAAUCAUAAAAAAUUGUAGUAA